Messenger RNA from Plodia interpunctella (Indianmeal moth), 6537 nucleotides. RefSeq lists its product as uncharacterized. The transcript has 7 exons. Lineage: Eukaryota; Metazoa; Arthropoda; Insecta; Lepidoptera; Pyralidae. The record is from RefSeq and is a predicted model, not a curated record. Bases 175 to 1113 code for a protein of 312 amino acids. Gene Ontology annotation, molecular function: protein binding.
UGACUUUCAUCAAUGAGGUGCAGACGUUUGUUGUGAAAUUUGUUUCUUAUUAUUUAUUCGCCUUCCAUCGUUUUGUGUGAUGUUAUUAGUUAGAUAGGAAUUAAAUCUUUUUUACUUUACACUAGAUAGAAGGCGACAAAUAUUUUUCUUGAGUGUCUAAAUGUAGUUGUCGUGAUGUUUCUUGAGCGCAUAUUAUUGCCUGUGGUCUGCCUCGGAUUAAAUGUUUUCGGUUCGUCUUCUGCCGAGGAGGUGGAAAUCAGAGAGGUAGCAGUGGACAAAGGCACCAAUGUUACGAUACCUUGCGGAGGCCUGCUCACCUUGCCGCCUCCCAAUGUAUUGUGGGUGCAUAGGGGAAACCGGACGCAUCAUGAAAUCUUGUUGGACGGCAGCCUCUUCCUUACAAACAUCGAUGUCGACGACGCUGGCAUGUACGAAUGCGGCGUUGAAAACGAAACAGCCUUCUUGGACAGGGUCAACCUCACUGUGCGAACGGAGCCCCCACCGCUAGUGAAUGUGACAGUCCACGCGUCAACAAUCCUAGCUCUGAUCCUGUGGAACGUGGCUGGUGACGGUGGACACCCCAUCAUAGACUUCACCGCUCAAUACAGGUCCGCGACACCCGUCAACGGCAGCCUGGAGCCUUGGAGGCCCAUCAGCCCUAACCAUAUCAGCCCCAAUUCGCGCCAAAUCGACGUGUACCACUUGGACACGAAUGCGUCCUACUGGUUCCGGGUGUGGGCCACCAACGUGCUGGGCCCCGGGCCACCGGUAGAGGUCGUCGCCACUACUCUGUACAGCGACCAGGAAGCAGAGCUGAUCAGGCACUUCUUCCCGGAAGAGUCGGCGCAGUUCGACACUCGCACAUGGGUGGCCGCAGUGUGCGUAGUAAUGGGCACUCUGGUCGUGCUAGCGGCCGGGACUUGCGCGGUGCUGUGCCGGGAGUGGAGGCGAUCCGACUACGGCGAUGAUGAAGAUAUAAUAGAAUUAGUGCCUAAUAUAAUUUUGAACCCUGGAUUUAUGGAAAGUGACCCUGUGAGGGUUCGGCAGCCCUAUGCAGCUUCAAUCAUCAGGUCGACGGAGUGCCCCGGGCCAGGGAAGCCGCGGAGGGUCUGAUUCUCGUCUAUUCUUAACCUGAGGAUAUUCUAUCGAACCGAUUCCGGGACGAUGUCAUGAUUUAUAUUGACGCCGCUUUGGGUGUGAGUUUUUGAGAGGUUUGUUGUUUGGGCCAGAAAAUGAGAUUAAAAAUAAUACAAAUAUAUAUAUUUUGCUGUAUUAUACACGUAUUUAAGAAAUAAACCAAAUGUUAUAACUUUUUUUAUACAAUAAUUUUUUUAAGCAUUACAAUUUUUUUGUUAUGUAUGUAUGUGUACGUAUUGUAAAAGUAAAAACUGGCCCAAAAUUGAAGACAUAUCAGACUUGUUUUAUCUGGUCGAUGAGAUAGAAUAUGCUACUGGUUCUUAUGCUACACUCUCGGGUUUGACUUAAUAUCUAAGGCAGUUUUCUCAAAAAUAUGUUUUUUUUUCAUAUAUUUGCAAACAUUUAAACUUUCACACUUCGCAUACAAAAAAUGUACAAAGAACUUCUCGAUAGAUCGCGUUAUAUUUGGUUUUGUUAUAUUUAGUUCAGUUAUAUUGUCAAGUAGUUUAAUUAUAUUCAGUUGUCUAUAACUAACAAUGAAAUAUAUUUAUUGAAAACUUAUUGAAAGUUAUCUUUUUUUAUAUUAUUAAAAAUUAUUUUUCCAAUUACAAACUCACGGGUAAAAAAACAUAUUUUUGAGAAAUGAUUCGAUUAUACAGUUUUAGCUUUUACCUAAUCACUGAGAGAGAUCGUAUCUAGUACUUAUAAGCAUUGACUUUUAAGAAAUUGUCAUAGAAAGUAGCCCGCUUGUCCGAAUUUUUAUAUUUAUUUAUUAUUAAAAGAACUGACGCUUGCAUUUUGUAUAAUAUGUAUAGUUGGUUAAAAGUCUGACACUAACGCUUUAUUUUCUACUUUGGCAACUUAGGGUUCUUAUUGCUUAACGUUUAAAAUUGUUACUGUUGGUAGAUUUUAAGGUCCAUAGAUGGUUUGCAGUGUGAAGGGAUAUUAAAAUCAAUAUUUCAGGAUUUUUUGAAAUUGGUAAAUUUUACUUUAAUCUAACCUUAAGAUUUUAUUUAAUUAAGAUUACUUAUGUGUUUUUUUUUUCAAAUUAAUAUUUAAGUAAUUAAUUUCUUAAACGUAGUAUAGGCAAUACCUAUCUACGAUCAAUCAACACUGCGGAUUUCAUCAAAUCAAUCAAAUUUUUUAAAUAGUAUUUUUUAAAUUAUAUAUUUUGCAAUAAUUAAAAAUGCGUAUUUUUAUAACGAGAUCUCACUGAAAAGAAAUUUUGAUAAAAAGCUUAUUUUAAUUAUUUUAUUUUAUUGAUCGUGAUCUUAUGCUGUGAUUUCUGUUCGUUCGUCAUUAUUUACAGUGAUUGUAAAAUACGUACGUAUUAUAAGUGUUUACAAUUAUAUAAUAUAAUUCGGAGACUGGCGCGAAGGUAUAGGAUAAUAUUUUAGACGAUAGCAAUUAGGUAUGCAAUUUGAUGAGCACUUGGAAACUAUAAGCUUUCGGUAUAUUGAGCUUCCCGUGCGCAAGUGGCGCUCGAUGUUAAAAAUAGUUCACAUAAUAUAAUUGUAUGUUCGGUCACAGCGAAAUUAAAUAUAUAUGGAUUCUCAAUAUUGCCUGUAUUGAAAAAUAUGACGUAUUUAUCAUUGACAUUGGUCGUCGAAAUUUUAUAAAUUAAUUUUCUUAAUUAUCAAGCUUUUUAUUCGACUAAAAACGCUAAUCGAUAUGAAAGUAAUUGAUAUGAUUGAAGUAAUUAAUUUUAUGGAUAAAUGUAUGAAUAUUUUUUUAUGUUAAAUACGUAGAGUGUCAAAGCAUGUGAUAGAAUUAUAUAUUGUAAUAAUAUAUAAAAAAUAUUUGUACCUAUAUAUUUUUUUAAAUAAAGUGAAUCUGUGACCGAACAACAAAACUCGCUUCGGUCACCGCCGUUCAGUAUUUUCACACCGUUACAUGUAAUGACAAUAUGGUAGAUAAAGUUGUUCGUGUUGUUCAAACGUUGAGUGUCACACUCUAAGGCAAUGACGCAGUAGAUAGGCAAAUGGCGUCGUGGAUUUUGAAAUGUCGAUUAUUUACAUUUGUACUUAUUUAAUUUUUAUAUAAUAUAUACAUAAUAAUAACACACGUUCGUGUAAAUUAUUAUUGUAAUUAUUUUUUGAUAAGCCAACACUAUUGGAAACAAAUCCACAUAUUUUUAUGAUGUGCCAUUUUUUAUUAUUAAUUGAAAUGAGUUAUUGGCAGCAUUUCAAAAGCCACGACGAUUAAAAAAUUUAAUCAAAGUUAAAUAUGACUAUAAAUUGUUGUGGAAGUGUGUAUAGCGAUUUAUUUUUGUAUACAUAGUGUAUACAUAUCACGGCAGCCUUAGGAUAAAGUUUAAAGAGAAAAAUCUAUUAGGAGAUAAUACUUUUCUUCCCUUUUCUUCAUUCUUUCGUUUGACUAACGAUUUUAAUCAUGAGAUAUUGCUAUAAAAACAAAGUAUUAAAUAACAUGAAAGUAUAAUAGUGAUAGAUUUUUAAAACUCAUAAUAUUGAAUUUUAAAAACAGCAACUAAUGUCUACACACGUCUUUGACCAUUCCGCAUGUUUCUGCAUUUCUUUCAAUGUACAAUGAUAAAGCAAUACUUGCAUUUUGUCUUGUCUAAAAUCGGAUAUGGGUCGGUUAAUAAAAAAAAAACAAAAACAAAAUAGUUUAUUUGAUCCAUCGAUCAGAAUUAAAUUGAAUUGAAAAAUGAAUCAUGGCUAAAAUCGUGGUUAAGUAAUUCCUUCUUGCGUAGUUCAUUGCCUUUCUGUGUAUCUUGUACAUUCACUUCAAACACAAUUCUCUAUGUGUAGUCUAAAUCGCUCGAGUGACUGCUGGUGAUCCUGGUCCUAACUAAUAUUAUAAAUGCGAAAGUAAGUUUGUUACCUCUUCACGCUCUAUCUACUCAACCAAUUUUCUUGAAAUUUUACAUAGGUACGUGUAGUUUGAAGUAUGGAAAAAAGGACAUAGGAAACCUUUCAUCCCGGAAAAUUAUCGCGGGCGAAGCUGCGGGCAAAAGCUAGUAAUAAAUAAUUACAUCAUUUGUAAUUUCAUUAAAUUUCGAGUGUUACAAUACAUGAUAACUAAGAAAAUUUGGUUUUCCAAUCAAAAUAUACAUAUUUAUUUUAUCUUAAUAAAUAAAAUUUUCUAAAAAAUAUUUUCUUUUGCCGUUUUAAUAAAAAAAAUAAUUAUGUUUUUUUAUUUUAUGAGAUGAAACUUAAAGUUUUUUGAAUUCGACUAAUAUAAUUAAUUUCUAUCACUGCCCUGAAAACAUAAUAUCCUAAAUCUUACUUUACACUGUAAUUAUAAGCUUAAAAAGAACAAUAUACAUAGGUAUAGAUUAAAAAAAAUCCCCAGUCACUUGGGCAUCAACUUGAAAUUCCUAACUUGUGUUGUGCUUCUAUUAGAAUAAGCGGCUACGAACAGUAUAUCCGUCUGUCAGUGUUUGUGCUAAAGUCAAUUAUAUAUCUAAAUAUAUGUAUAUAUAUAAUCACUUGUCUGUGUCGUACUUGUGCUUGCACUUGCUAUUUUUCCUAUAUAAUAAUGCCUUGAUCGUGUGUUGAGUAAGUAUUUAUUUCUCAAUGGUUUUGUCUUAGGACGUUACGUUUUACAUGUUCAACGCGUCCUUAUUUCUUAUUUACAAUAGAAAUAGCAGAGUCAUCUAUCUCUGUCACGUACAAGGUUCUGAGACAUUUUGAUACGCGUACGGCGGCUGUGUUAGUUUUUUUUUUUUCUUGUUUUUCAAUGCACAGCACAGCUGUGCAAAAAUCUGCUCUAUUUUUUUACGUUUAUAUUUUUUGUUUUUAAAUAAUGUAUUUAAAUGAUAUAUUAUUAUCCAUGAUCAAGGCAAUGUGUGUGCACUAAAUGUAUCGUCAACUUCACGAAAAUUUGUGUGAAAGGAAUUAUUUUUGUAUGACGAAUGAAUUUUUUAAGAAUAUUUGUAACGUGGCACAGGAUUGUGUAAUCAAGGUAUAUGAAAUUAUCUUCCAUGGGAAUAAUAUGGGCAUUAGGAAUGUAGACUUGCAAUAUACGUAGUCAUUAGUUAAACCAGUCACAUAGCUAUCGUUGCUACGCAAACAAAUUAUGCUUUACGAGAUAUAAUAUUGCCAUUUUUACUAAUAUAUACGUAAUUAAGUAAAAAUCUAACAUUAAUCUUGUCUAUCUUGGCAUUUAUUUGUACAAUUCCAUUUCAAUUUAAAUAUAGCGAAAUAAUUAUCAGAAUAUGUCCUGAAAGUCAGUCAUGACAUGCAUUUUUUUUUUUAUAAAAAUGGCAAAGUUAUAUUAAAUCCAUCUGAGCUUUUCAGAACGCUUUAUAGGAAAAUAUUUUAAUAACAUUGGACUAGUUUCUAGUCCACGUUAUUGUACAUCAAAUGUGCUUGUAGACAAAUAUCAUGGAGCUGUGAUGUGACUGGUUAGGAAAUGCAUUCGGCUGCGCAGUUUGAUGAAAGCCUAACCUCAAAUUAAUUUACAUAACGAUUUUGUAAUCGAUUGUAUUAUAGCAUAAUUCAAAAUUUCUGUACGUUACUUUAGUACGUACGUUAGUAAGACGUUAUGUAGUAAUUAUCAGAAAAACUAUUUUUUAUAUAUUAUUAAAUAUUGCACAAAUAGUAUCUUUUUAUCAAUAUUUGAAUUUCUUUCCUUUUCCAAGUUUAGGUUUUCAUCAAAAUUAUGAUAAUAGUAAUACGUAAGGUUGUAUUAGAGAUUGAACGCUAGAAUAGAGGCACGUAGUGUAGCGUUGGUCGAGAUAUAAGACUGGGAUGUAAGGGUGUGGGCAACAUGUACACAACACGUUGUUAUUUAAUUGAUCCUCACGCUGAUUUCUAUUUCAAAUGUAAUAUACGGCGUGUUCUGAAUUUGAAUUCGAUAAAACAGUGCAAAUAAUUAAAAUCUAUUUCACAUUAGCUUAUAUGUUAUGGAAUAUUUUUUUAUAUAAUUCGAUUUUAUCCAUCGUUUUAAUUUCCAUUGACAUUUAAAUUGCUUUUGUUUUUUGCAAUCGCUUAUUUGAUGCAAGUAUGGUUAUUCUUUUAUACCUAGUUUUUUACGACUGCAUGGUUUCCUAACAAUUUUAAAAUGGUUGCUUUUAAUACUAUAACAAAAUAAUAUAUAUGACCAUGUUCUUUCGCUAAUCUCACACCCUCAAAGGAUAAUAGCCCGAAUAUACUAUUGUGCCUAUGAUGUACAUCAUUACGCAUGUUGCAUUGAAAUAAAUAUUUUUCCCUGUAAUUUAUCUGAAUUUUGCAUAUUACUUGCAUUAUAUUCUAGAUUUAAAGUUUUAACUUAUUUUAGAUAAAUUAAUGCGAAAGAAUUAAUAAACUUAAAUUCAAAGAUAUUUGAAAAAAAUUCUAACAUUCAUAUAACUUUAAACUUGUUAAGUUCUCAAGCCCCAAAUGUAUUUAAGUCAUUGUGAUGUGAAAGAAAAAUGCGCCAAUAAAAUGAACUUUU